Contarinia nasturtii (swede midge) is the source of this 827-nucleotide messenger RNA. RefSeq names its product mitochondrial import inner membrane translocase subunit Tim29. The transcript has a single exon. The record is from RefSeq and is a predicted model, not a curated record. Gene Ontology annotation, cellular component: TIM22 mitochondrial import inner membrane insertion complex. Bases 104 to 733 code for a protein of 209 amino acids. NCBI's taxonomy places the organism in Eukaryota, Metazoa, Arthropoda, Insecta, Diptera, Cecidomyiidae. Gene Ontology annotation, biological process: protein insertion into mitochondrial inner membrane.
AUUUUGACGUCUUUGUGAUAGUCCCUAACCUCAAUAGCAUACAUUGUUGAACAAUAACUGAACAAAAUAUUUUAUUAUUUUGCGUAAAAGUGUAAUUAAAACAAUGGCAACAAAAUUGCUUCGCCUGCGAACGCAAUUCUCGCAAUCCUAUACCACGAACAGUUCGUUGCUGAAAACAAAGUUUGAUGCCGUGCAAAAUAGAAUAAACAAUUUUCAAGUACCCGAUCGUUUCAAAGGAACAAUGGUUGAGAAAUGGAUGUUAUAUUGGAAAGGGCUUGUUUCAGAUUAUCGUGAUGUUUUUAUGGACGUUAUCAAACAAGCAAAGGAGAAACCGAUUCGGGCAGCAAUUUACGGUGGAUUGGGUGCGUCAACAGUGUACAGUUUCAAGCAUAACCCCAGUGAAAGCGAUCAUAUUGAACAGCUUCGAACAUACAAUACCAAAAUGGUGUUGGUGGAUCCAGUUUGUCAAAAUAAAGUCUCAUCGCAAUAUCUCACAUUUGUGGAACGAUGUCACAACGAAGGCAUUGUCCGUCGAUUGAAUUUGGGCAUUGUUUCAUUGCUGUGGCUGGACAAUUACGAUCGAGCAUUAGGUUUAUACAAGGCAACCUGUUCAUUUACACGACCCGAGCUUAUUACAUGGCACCAAAGAAUCAUUGACGUAGGCUUCUUGGAUAAAUGGUGGAAAAUCGAGGAGAAAAUGAUAGAUUAUGAUAUUAAUGAAAAUACUUUGUAGAAAAAUCGCUUCAAAACAUAUAAAUGUUGGUUUUAGAAAACCACUGCAUUCUGUGCUAAGUUACAUGUGAAAAGAAUAAAUAAGUUUAAAGGCA